GCAGUGACACUAUGUUGUGGGACACGUACGACAAGAAACUUUGACCACAAUUUUAAAGAGCGGUUAACAGAUGUUCUACUAAAUAGAUUAAAGCAUUUGAAGAUUGGUGACUGUUUACAUACAUUCUGAAAUUAAACGUUUGCUGAUCGACAUGGAAACGUUAUAUCAUCAAACCAACAAGUUAUUGCAGGAGGUUUGUACAUUUGUUUUGCCACUUUUGACUUUUGCUGGGGUCUGGGGUUCUUUACGGCGGAUAGGUCUACUUAAACUUAAUAAAAUAUUGUCUUCACACUCUCGCUGACUACACUAAACUGCACACUUCUCACAAUCUUGAACUUGAGUCUGAGUUUUGAGUAGGCCUAACUUGAGUCUAAUUAAACUUCAGCUAAACCCGCCUUUCAUUUAACUACAAUUUAAAACCAAAAUUUAAUUCCAACAGUACUAUCAGCAAUAGGAUAAACAAUGUUGUAUUUCCUACAUCUUUUAUUUAAUAUUUAUGUUUAUUACCAUUACCAAGUAAUUAGAAAUAAUAAUAUUAAAUAAUAAUUAAUUAGUUAAUGGUUGUUAGGCUACUACAUAAAGUCAUAACAUAGCUAAUCCUAGUUAAGAUUGCCACGACUUAUUUUUCAGGGAGUGACUUCCCUUUGUUUAUUUUUACUAAAUUAUUUAAGGGAUCGAUUUAGGGUUCAGGUUAGGCAUAGGGAUUGAUUACUUUACGUGAUGUGUUAACCAAGAUGGCGGCCAUUGAGAAAACAGUGGCAAUCGUAGUCAAAAUUUACACAUAACAUAAUUAAAUUAGCAUGUGAGUAUGAGAUUAAAUUAGAAUGUAGACCUAUAUAGAGAUACAUACUUAUUAAUAUUACUUUUUGGCAUAGGCAAUGUUAUUAGGGCUUAUAAAUUUGUGUUAGUUAUAUUUUAAUUAUUAAUUAUUUAUUAUAUAGAAUAUAGGUAAUUAAUAGGCCUUUGUGAUGAAUCUAAAUGUAAACAAGAGGCAUAUGAUUAUGAUAUGAUAUGACUGAGGCUACAAUUAAAAUUAUCUUAUUCACUCUAAGCUAGAAACUGCAUUUGGGGCAAGUGUUCCACACAUAUUGUCUAACUUGUUAAGUCCUUAUGACCUUACCGGGUACUUAAACUUUUAAUUUAAGACAAAGAGAUAAAGAAUUCUGAUAGUUGUAAUAAAUCUAUUUAAUUGAUGGGAAAAGGAAAAAAUAUCAAUGAAUAACACCUAAGCUCUAAAAUAAUAAAAAAAGGUAGGUCCAUAGGUUAUGGUUUAUAGCUAAAUAUGACUGUCAGUAUCAGCUAAUAAUGUUUAGUUUUGAGUUUGUAUGUAAAUUUGACCCAUAGUUAGGCCGUAAGCUAUGUAUAUAUUUAAGGAUUACCAGGUAACUAAAAUUCCAUACUCUUUUCAAAGCUGAAACAGUAAUAUUUACAGGUAUACCCUUUAUUUUUAGGUGCAUGGAGAUCUUGCUCGUCUUGAACGAGCGUUUGGAACUAAUGAUGCCCAUAUGAUCGAGAAUGAAGUCCAAGCACAGAUUGAUCAUAUUUUUAGCAACUGUGAACGCCUUGACAUUUUGGUUUCAAAAGAGCCACCAUCUCGAAGAGCCAAUGCCAAAAUGAGGGUAGAUCAGUUAAAAUAUGAUUGUCAACAUCUUCAUAGCUCAAUGCGACAGUUGCAACAUAAAAGGUAGAGAUUACUAUUUGGUUUACCUGAAUGGUUCGAUAUUUGUUUUUAACAUUCUGGAGUUAUUCCUGCAGCUUUAACUUAACUGGUAGGACUUCUAUCAAAUUGUAUGUUAUUUUAAUCACUGAAUCAUAGGUUUGAACAAUGAAGGUAGCCAUAAUGACAUAAUACAGUAUUAUAAAUUAUAAUAAUAAAUAAUUAAAGUUAAUUUGUACAACUUUAUUUCUUUUUUCUGCACAGUGUUAACAACCCUCUAUUUUAAAUGUCUAUUAUGAUUUCCAACAAGAAACAUAUAUACGAAUAAUCACACUUUAAAACAUAAGGUUUUGAUUUCUGGAUGUUAAAUUUUAUCUAUUGGAUCUAUUUUUGUCUUACAGAAGUGUCCAAUAUACAAUUUUUGUAAAGAAGUGUUUUAAUGCAAUGCCCCAAGCGCCCCCCCCCCCCUCUUUAAAAAAAAUAAAAUAAUAAAUAUAUAAAUAUAUAUAUAUAAGACAAAACAUAUCUUUUUCAAAAGAAGGCAAGAAUAUACCCACAUAUGGGCUUUAUUAUCGAUACUAGGUAUACUUAACAGAAAUGUUGUCUCUUAUUUUUCUUUACAGUAAAUCAAGGCUGUUUGUGUAUUGUUAGACCAUUCAUUUCCAGAUUUUAGUAGUUUAACUCAAUGCACAAAUACUUUUUUCAGGCAUAUGAAACAACAGGAGGAAAAUGAAAGAGAAAUCCUAUUAGCUCGAACUUUCACCACCAAUGAACAAGACACAGCCAUCAUGAUUGACCCUGCGCUUCAACAUCACACAAAACUGAAUGAGUCAAGCAAGCAUUUGGACAACCUCAUCGGGCACGGGGGCAGCAUUAUUACCAACCUCAGGGAGCAGCGCAUGACACUUAAAGGUGCACACCGGCGUAUUCUAGAUAUAACCAACACAUUAGGUUUGACCAACACUGUCAUGAGGCUCAUUGAGAAAAGAACAAGUCAGGAUAAGAUAAUAUUGGUGGUUUGUAUGAUAAUAUGCUGCACAAUUAUGUACCUUGUCUGGAAAUAUUUCUCUUAAUUUUCUUAUAAAAAUGUUAAUUAGCUUUACUAAUUUUAUGAUUGGUCUUGUAAUUUUAAAAUAUUUUAAACAAUAGAUGUGAAAUUAUUUUUCAAACGUCCUAGAUGAAUAAAAUGGAACACAGUUCUAUUGUCACUAUUGUGUAAAUUUAUUUGUUAAAAAUAUUAAAAAAUUUUUUAUUAUUCAGACUUCACCAGUUCACAAUAAGUCUGAAUAGAUGAGCUCCUAUUGUACAUAUAUAUACAAAUAUUUAAAGCAUUACGCAUGCUUCUCUUAAUGCAGCACUAAGAUUUAAAAAAUAAUAAUUUUUGCACACUGAAACCUUUUUUUUAUUUUCAUGAUAAAUAAGUUGAACAGUGGUGUUAUAAUAUUAUAACAUUAAUGAGUUAUUUUUCAUUAAGUUUUUGUUUAUAGUUGUUUGAAUGCAUAUUCUUUUCCAAAUAUAAUUGGAGAAAUAAGCAAAAAUAUUUGUGAAACUAGAAGAAUUAAAUUUUGAUAGCUCAUAAUCAUUAUUAUUUUUUUUUGUUAAAUGUCACAAAAUAAAUUUGCUUGUGCAUUUAAGAACUUAGGUUAUUCUAAAUUAAUUUUUUUUAAAAAAUGAAUAGACGGCAAUACUUUUUAAAAAAAUGAAUUCAAAACAUAAAGCACUCUUAACAAAAAUUGAUAUUCUUGUAGUCAAUUUUUGAUUGGUGGUUCUGCUGCAGUUUUUAAACCCACACCUCCCUUCUUAUUGGAUGCCAUUUUAACUUUUAAAGAAAAAGGUGGUAUAUUCCUGAAGCUACCAAUUCCUUCACCUUAUCAUAGCCAUCAUUAACUCAUACCAAAAAUCAUUGACCAACCAGGUAAAUGUUGCUGUUUUAUUUAUUAGUAUUGUUAUUUUAAACAUCAAAUAGAACAUGCCUGGCCAUAACUAUAGUGGAGAUUUAAAUGUUUCAAUGUGAUGUGAAAAUCAUCGCUCACCAUGUUUAGUCGAAGCUAGUCAGUCGCUAUUUGUUUUUUUUACUUAAGAAUAACAGCUUCAAUAAUCAUAACAUAGAACAUUUCCCCGACUUUUUGUUUCUUCCUUCUCUCUUCCCCUACCUUGCAAGAUGAAAGAAUUUUAAGAAUUUGCCCUUUUUCAUCACAUGUUAAGAGAAAAAUAUUUGCUCACUUAAUCCAUGGUUUUUGUCUUUUAGACCAUAACUUUUUCUAGUAUUUACUGAGGUAGAAAUGAGUGGUGCAGGGAUAUUUGUUUUUUGUUCUGUGUUUCUUCCUGUUGCAUUUUAUUUCUGAGAGUGCUACUUUUAAGAAUUGUAAGAAUUAGUAUGUGAGGUAAAUGAGUGAAAGUUAGUGAGAGAUGUUAUCAAAAAGUCCGAUGACUUCAAUGAGAUUUUCGUGUUGAAAUUAAAAUAUUUUAUGAACACUCCAAAGCUUUGAUUGUUUACUUAGAAAUGCACACAUUCUAUUUUACUCUCCCAAUUCUUUUGGUUGCUGUAUCACUGUCUAAGCUUGUAGUGUAAGUCAGCUUUCUAAAACAAUUUACAGGAAACUGUAACAGAGUUUUCAAGGAGCACAAAAAAUUGAAUCAUUUGAUAAGAUCAUAGGGCAAAAAGACCAUUUACUGCUAAUUGAAUUUUAAAAAAAAAACACUUAUAGAAAAUAAUAAUGAAAGCCCCCCCUUCCCCCACCCCCAAUUUAGACAAAAUUUAACUUGGAAAAAGAGAUAAUUACAGCAUAAAAAUGAUUUCACUUUUUCUUCUCACUGAUUCUGUACUUAUUUUUAAUAUUAUUUUUUUUAAAUGCUAACAACAAGCCAAGUAAUUUAUCAAGUAAUGGAAAUUUGAAUUUUUGAUUCAAUAACUGAUUUCACCUUCUCACAUUUAUUU
Messenger RNA from Lymnaea stagnalis (great pond snail), 4595 nucleotides. The record is from the annotation of a GenBank genome assembly. Lineage: Eukaryota; Metazoa; Mollusca; Gastropoda; Lymnaeidae.